Messenger RNA from Aspergillus aculeatus ATCC 16872, 879 nucleotides. Its product is annotated as protein-transporting protein BCP1. Bases 1 to 879 code for a protein of 292 amino acids. Gene Ontology annotation, cellular component: nucleus. The transcript has 3 exons. The record is from RefSeq and is a predicted model, not a curated record. Lineage: Eukaryota; Fungi; Ascomycota; Eurotiomycetes; Eurotiales; Aspergillaceae.
AUGGUCAAGCGCAAGGAAAUCAAAGACACCGACGUCGACAUGGGGGGUACAGAUCCCCGUGUCGAGAACGACUCCGACUCCGACGAGGACAUCGACAUGGUCAACGUAGACUUUGAAUGGUUCGACCCCGACCCGGAAGUCGACUUCCACGGCCUCAAGAACCUUCUACGCCAACUCUUCGACAACGACGCUCAAGACCUCGACAUGUCGGCCCUAUCCGAUCUGAUCCUCUCGCAAGCCUGGAUGGGCUCGACCAUUAAGACCGAUGGCAAGGAAUCCGACCCCUACGCCUUCCUAACGGUGCUCAACCUCCAAGAACAUAAAGACAAACCCAUAAUCCAAUCCCUAACGCGCUACCUGCACCAAAAAGCCACCACCAACCCGGCCCUCAGCCCCCUCGUCCCUCUUCUCUCUGCGCCCCAAAAAAUCGGCCUCAUCCUCACCGAGCGCCUCAUCAACAUGCCCGCCGAGGUCGUCCCGCCCAUGUACACGAUGCUGCAGCAGGAGAUCGCCCACGCGGUCGCCGACAACGAGCCCUUCGACUUCUCGCACUACCUCCUCCUCUCUAAGACCUACGAGGAGGUGCAGUCCAAGCUGGACAUGGAGGAGUCCCGGCCCACGAAGAAGGGGAAGAAAUCUUCAGCGGCAAAAACGGAUCGGUUCUUCUUCCACCCCGAGGAUGAGGUGCUCGAGAAGCACGCCCUCUGCGCGGGCUCGUUCGAGUACUCCCGGAAGCAGGAUGAUGGGCAUUCCGACUCCAAGCGCGCGUUCCAGGAGUUGGGGAUCCGGACGAAGGGGAGUUUGAUUUUGAUUGAGCGGGGACGGUUGGAGGGGGCGGUGAAGGCGAUGGCGGAGUAUGUUGGGGCCGGGGGGCAAUAG